Messenger RNA from Nematostella vectensis (starlet sea anemone), 2994 nucleotides. RefSeq names its product neurexin-3. Lineage: Eukaryota; Metazoa; Cnidaria; Anthozoa; Actiniaria; Edwardsiidae. The transcript has 6 exons. The record is from RefSeq and is a predicted model, not a curated record. Bases 876 to 2915 code for a protein of 679 amino acids.
UUUUCUAGAUUGGCUUUACUCGUACUUUCAGUGGUGAAUGUUCUCUUUGGUGCGCAUGCGUAAUAGAUACCCCGUGAAGAAUCCACUAUCGCCGCUAUCGUAUUCCGUCUGUGAGAGUGCGAAAAUAAAAUGUUAUCGGGAGCUUAACGUGUAAGAAAUCUGAACAGGUGUAUGCAAGGGUAGGCGAUAGUCCCACCUAGUUUUUCACAUAGCAUCAUUUUGACCUUUCGCUUCUACUGUCAUUCAUUUACCGAAGUCUUAUUACUUGGUCCGUCCUCUGUGUUUGUUGGAGACCAAUGUAGACCGCAACAUACGGAGUGACAGUAAAGAAAGCGCCUAAAUUGCGACGAUUUGAAAGCCCGAUAUGGGUGGAGACCGCAAUUCGUGUAGUUACCAGUGUAAUGAUAAAAUCACACACUGACCGAAGCUCGAAAUGCGUCUACUAGGGAGGGAUGUUAUUCGUUAUGACUUGUUCAAAUGGCGUUACCAAAUGCACGCACUUAUAACAGCUUAGUUUUUUAUAUCAAUCUUGAAUGAGCAAUAUUUCUUGGCGUUUUCUACCAUCUAAGAACACUGUACAAACCAAAAGAUGUUCAUAGUUUAUUUGCCAUUAAACCUCACGCUAACCUCACAACUAUAUUUCGUCCAAUCAUUGCGUUGUGUUGAUUAUGUUGUGAUCGCUUUGAUAAUGAGAGUAUUUCAAUAACCGGAUGGUGAACAGAUUCGGAAACAAAGAGGAUUUUAAGACCUUUCGCCACACACGAACAAUGCCGUAUUCGGUUCACGCAAGCUUUAUUGGUGAGAUUUCUCGGCCCUAAUCUCCCGGUUUUAUUUCAUCGCCAGCAGGAAGGGAGGAAAUUCCUCGGUCGUACAACAUGCUCAAGUCGACCCUCACAGUUAUUUUCUCCUCUUUCACUCUGUUCUGUUACGGAAAACUGGCUCUGAAAAACCUUAUAACAUAUCCAAAAUACUCAUAUACGACCUUCGAACCUUGGAAUCUGCACGGAGAGGUCUCCUUUGUGUUUCGGACAAAUCAGAGCAACGGACUUUUACUAUACCAAGAUGAUGGAAUGCAUGACUUUGUAGAGCUCUUUUUGGACAAUGGAAACGUGCGUAUAAAAAUUGGCAUUGAUGACUGCUACAUCCAAGAAAAGCUCGUACAAGGGAGCUUUAACGAUUUUCACUGGCAUCGUGUUAGAAUUACUCGAGAGCCAAGAAAUGUGACAUUUGCUGUAGAUAGAGCUUGGCUAAAACUACCUUGCAGUCCCUCGAAAGGCGAUAAGUUCGCUCGAGCGACAGGAAGGUUUCUCUAUGUCGCAAGUUUCCCGCCAACACUGGGUUUGAAUCUCAACUGGCUCGUCUUUCCCGGUACGUUCCACCAAGCCAUGCAAAACAGUUUUGAAGGCUGUUUGGGGGACCUGUGGUUUACGACAUCCGAACAGAGACUGGAUCAAGCGACGCUGCGUGACUCAUCCGGGACCACGUCGGGAUGUAACAGUCCUUGUCGCACACCGCAACUCAAUAAGUGUUUGCAUGGUGGGCGCUGCUCGGCCGAGAUUGGCCGUGUUGAAUGCGAGUGCCAGGGGACUGGGUAUGAAGGAGAUGACUGUGGGAUAGAGUCGUCGUCUGCGUGGUUUAACGGUAGCUCGUACGUACUUUAUGACGUUGGUAUUCACCAGCCAGGCCGCUCAACCCUCACCAACACCAUCGCCUUCCGUUUCGCCACAGGAAACCCGGACGGCGUGAUCAUCCACAGCAGCAUGUUUGAUGAUCACGUGGUCGUGGAGCUGUCUAAGGGAUUUGUGAGAGUCAGCUUCGACUUGGGGCAAGGGAGACUGAAUAUAACCAGCCGUGAAGGAUGCCUACACGAUGGUACCUGGCACUCCGUCACCAUCCAUCGCAAGCGUCGACGAGUCACACUCGAUCUGGACAAACAAGAGCGCGUCACAGUGGUCAUCCCCGGACAGUUUUCCUUCCUGGACUUCAAGGGUGGCCAGGAAAAGUUGUACUUUUGCGGUGGACCGGACUCGGACACUUUGGCUUACUCGUAUUCCAGGAAGAACUUCACGGGUAUCAUUCAGCAGUUGAGAUUUGACGAGUAUCAAGUUAUUGAUGAGGUUUUCGCAGACAGGGUUCACAAGGAGUUUGUAGCCGUUGGUGAGGUCUCUAACGCAAGCGCAAUACUGAGCAAGAUCUCCCAGAAUCCUCUUCCCCUUCCAAACUGCUCUAGACUUGCUAGAGUACCCCCUGUGGACCUCUGUGGGACCGGAAGUGAUGAUGAGGACCUCUGUGAAAUAGCCGCUUCCGGUCUUGGGCCGGAUGAUCCCGCAUGUGAUUCUACUGACGGGAAAUGCGGCGUGCAAGUCGAAGAGACCGAAUAUUCCUUGGUGGUGAAAAUUCUCCCGAAACACUCUCGCAACACUGAAGCCAGUUCACGCAUGCGCUCAACCUCACAGGAAGAGGAAGUGAUCACGGUACAAGCCCAACAGGUUCCUUCCCAGACCCCUCAAAUAACCCCGAGCCCGAUCAACCAAGAAACGAGGAUGACAGUGGGGCCACAGUGGGAAUCGUCAUAUUACAUCACCCCUGUAAAAGAGGAAGAGGCGGGAUUUCUACCUACACCAGCACUUCCGGCCUCCACGGAGCUACUCAUGGCUUACCGAGCACAGAGCGAGGGUCUGGGAAAGAGCCCGUACCACAGGAAUACCGACAAACCCGUGCGAAGCGUGCGAGCAACCGAGGACAAGAUUUACAUGACCACGCCUGCGAUACUUACAGCGGCUGCUAGUGUUCCGGGCAUGCGUGGAAAUGCGUCGGUGAAUAUUUUAGCUCAAAGGAGUGGAGGGUUUUGCAGCGCAAAGUCUCAUACAUUGAUUAUCGUUUUAUUUAUUUUUUGUCCCGCAGUUUUGCCAUGAGUCAAUUAGGAUUGCUAUUCUUCGUAAAUAAAUGGUUGUAAAUAGAUUUUAAAAUUUCUUUUAAAAUUUGGAAACAGUU